AUGGAGGACUUUGAUCAAAACAAUCCAAAAAACGGUGAUGGAUACCAGUGCAAUAAAUUUUUAGCUGAGGAACAAAAUGAUCCUGUAACUAUCUAUUUUUAUUCUUUGAUCAAAAAAUUCAUUCGCUUAUUUUACAAACCAUUUCCACAUCAAGCUCUCAUAAGCAGAGAAACAUUAGAAGGCAACUGGAGUUAUUUUCAACAGUCUUUUUCUGGAACAUAUCGGCAGUGGCUUGAUUACGAGUUAUGGUGGAUUAUUAUUGGCUCAUUAACUAUUAUUACUAUGAUUCUGUUUUCCGUCUUGUACAUAUUCUACACUUUGAUCAGUUAUUGUAUUUCUUCAAGUAAAAAGAAAACAACAGAUCAAAAACGUGACUGUUGUAAACGUUAUUUUCUCAACUUUCUAAUUACGCUGUUCGUCCUCAUCGAUGUAUUUGCGGUAUCUUCAUUACUUGUAACCAGUCAGUAUGCAGAAUAUGGAGCUGAUCAGCUACCUCAUCGUCUCAGUUACUGUAUCGAUGAUCUCUCAUAUUAUAAAAAAUCAACUGAUCAAAUAAUUCGAAAUACAUUAAUUAAUGAUUUUCAAAAAGUAAAUGAAUCUUUAUCGAAACUCAUUGUCUCAGGUGGCUCACCCAUUGUUCAUCGAGUGAAGAAAAUUACCGGUGCACAUACAAUCGAUUCGUUUCUUAACAUUUCAAAUGAGGCUCAGGAAUUACUGAAACUUACUAUUGGUUACGAAAAUGACCUGAAGAAAGUCAAUAGUGAAUUACUUUCAUUGAAGAACGAAUUAUUUAAGCUUUAUCGGACUUUCGUAAGUGAACUAGAUAACUGCAUCCAUCAUGAUUCAGAACUUGUCAAAAGACGUUGCCAGGAGGCAGAAAAUGAGCUAGUUGAUAUUCGGAACAUAACGCUUCAUCUUCGACAAGGCAUUCUCAGUAGUGAGACUAAAGAAGCUUUGAAAAUAUUAGCAGAAUCGAAUGUAGCUGAAAUAUUCGGUGCAAUAGCCACAGAUUUCAAAGAGAAAGAAACAGAAUUAAACAGAAAAGUACAAGAAAAACAGCAAGCUAUACAAUUCACCAUGAAAGAAAUUCAAAAUGAUUUGAUGCGUAUUGCGGAUGCUUUAUCUACACAAAUUCGACAAAUUAAACCUGAAUUAUUAUACGACCUACUAAAACAAUAUAUGGGGACCACUUAUUGUACAGUUGUUCAAUACACGUGGUAUGUUUCGUUAACCUUAUGUGCUAUAUUUUCGUUGAAAGCGCUUUAUUUUCUUUUUGCUUUAUGCUAUGGCUGCUUUGGACGUCGACCAAAUGAUUAUCGAAAUGAUUGCUGUGUUCGAUCAACUGGUAGCAAACUUUUUUUCUGUGGAAUUUGGUUAUCAGUAUUACUUUUGCCUUUUAUUGCUGUACUAACAGCAGCAUUAUUAUUUGCUGGAGUGAAUAUUUAUUCACUUGUUUGUUGGCCUUUGGAUGAUCCAUUUUCAAGACCUGAUAUGCUGUCGCUUAGUGAAAGGAUGCUUGAUGUAUGGCGUGGAAAACAAGUUGCAGAAGACCUAUCACCAUUAAUAAAUCAGUUAUCAUUAGCAGAUAUGAUUCGGUCCUGUGAACGAAACGAGACUCUUUAUCAUAUCUUUGCUAUGGAUAAAAAGUAUCAUUUGUAUGAUUUACGCGAAUAUGGGCAAGAAUUAUACGAUCGUUUAGAUCUAAACAUUCAGACAGCUUUUUCUGAUAUAAACUUAUCUAAGCCCUUUACAACUUUUGCAACACCGGAACAACUUCUAAUGCUGCAAAAAAUUUUCAAUGUUUCCAUUGGAUCAAAUAUUCAAGAAAUUUUAUUUCAGGUACACAAUAAUAUGGAACAACUUGAACACAUUCCUAGAGUUAUUAGCAUUAUCGAAGAAAAGUAUGUCGGAAAGAAGCUUCCAAAUGUUAUUCAGUUGAUUGCUGAUCAGUUAAGAACUAUGCAGAUAAAAACUGGAAAUCCACUGCAGCGAAAUUUAGCUACGAUUUCAAAACUGUUAUCUGAACUUGAAGAUCGGCUAACGCGGAUUAUCUUACCAGGUACAACGCUAUCCAGCAAAUUGCAGCAUGCACAGGCAAUGCUGUCAUCAAAUUUUAAUGAAUAUUUUCGUGCAGCUGCUGAUCAGUUGGUACAUGAAAUAAACGAACAAGUUGAAAGAUAUAUGGGACAUGUUCAGAAGCAGAUGUCAACCAAUGCAUCAAGUUGUAUCCCAUUAUCGGAAAUCGCAAAGGGAGCUAGUGCUGCAUUUUGCCAAUAUACUGUCGACCCAUUCAACGGUAUUUGGGCAUCAAUGCUUAUCAGUGCUAUUUGUACCUUACCAUUAAUCAUGCUUGGAUCUGCAGCAUCAUCAUUGUAUAAAAAAAAAUUUCCUUAUCCACAAUACAUUGUCAAUGAGCCUGUUAAUGGAGAUGGGCAAAGUGCAUUCGGCGCUCUUGUAACUGAUUUUUAUGAUAACCGAAGCAAGCAACAUAAAUUGUAA
Thelazia callipaeda (thelaziosis nematode) is the source of this 2499-nucleotide messenger RNA. Lineage: Eukaryota; Metazoa; Nematoda; Chromadorea; Rhabditida; Thelaziidae. The record is from the annotation of a GenBank genome assembly.